This is a messenger RNA of Staurois parvus, 576 nucleotides long. NCBI's taxonomy places the organism in Eukaryota, Metazoa, Chordata, Amphibia, Anura, Ranidae. The record is from the annotation of a GenBank genome assembly.
GUCAGGCAUGUACUGUUCUCCUGGCAACCACCAAACCCAGAUACGUUUUCCAGACAGAGAAGCGUGAUUCAUCACUCCAGAGAACACGUCUCCACUGCUGUAGAGUGCAGUGGCGGCGCGCUUUACACUACUACAUCCAACGCUUUGCAUUGCACUUGGCGAUGUAAGGCAUGGAUGCAGCUGCUUGACCAUGGAAACCUAUUCUAUGAAGUUCUCUACGCACUGUUGUUGUGCUAAUCUGAAGCCCACAUGAGGUUUGGAGGACUUCAGCUAUUGACUCUGCAGACAGUUGGUGACUUCUGAGCAUCGCUUCAGCAUGUGCUGACCCCGCUCUGUUAUUUUACGUGACCUACCACUUUGUGGCUGAGUUGCUGUUGUUCCCAGUUGCUUCCACUUUGUUAUAAUAACACUAACAGUUGACCGUGGAAUAUUUAGUAGCAAGGAAAUUUCAUGGAUGGACUUAUUGCACAGGUGACAACCUAUCACAGUACCACGCUUGAAUUCACUGAGCUCCUGAGAGCGACCCAUUCUUUCACAAAUGUUUGUAGAAGCAGUCUGCAUGCCUAGGUGCUUGAU